AAAUUAAAAUCGAGAUGAUGAAAUCAGUCAGUCGGAAGUCUAUUGACUUUUCGUAUACAAAACAACCUACUGAGUCUAUGACCUUAACGGUCUGGAUUACUUUCUGCAAGUCUUAAUUCUUCUAUUUCCCUCAAAUGGUAGAAAGUCUGCCACAGUAUUUCUGACGUUCGGCCCGUCGUCUUAUAGUCUCGCGACUCCAACGUCGGCCGGUCAAAUGAUAUCAAAUUAAAGGUCUCAUCACGACAAAUCUCCACCCUGUAUUCUCAUAUUUUUCGCCGGCCGCUUUCGCGGGCUCCUGCGCGAAUACCCUCCAGACCUUCGACAUGGACUCACGAUAACCUCUUUGUGGGCCGGGGGGCCACCAAACAUCUAUCCGCUAUUGCUACCGCAGGACUAGGUGUACCGCCGCGGGGUGAUGGUUUCCACCUCGACCCUCCUAUUUAUUACCCCCCAACAUUGCCAGGUCAAAACCCGAGAGACCCAAAUACUAAACUACUCGACAACUUCUUCUAUAAGCCACCACCACCCCCGCCAAAUACCGAAGUUUCUUUUCGGCGUGUUGGGACCUCUGUAAAGAUCCCUAUGUCUGCUUCUCAGUUAGAGGCAACAGCAGAAGCAGUGGCAAAAGCGGACGUGGAGCUGGAUGUCGAAGCCGAAGCAGAAACACUAAAGCCAAUACCAAAAGUCAGACUCUACAACAAGAUUCAUAUCGUUGGGUUUGACGCAAAUGCUCGAUUUGCCGCACAAGCUCUUUCCAGCGUCGAUAGAUUACCUCCCGUUCAACUGCUCACUCAUAACAUACAAUCUAUGAAAACAUGGAGAGAAGAGGGUAAGGCCGUUACGGUAUAUAAUAUUAAAGGAGUCCCCUUGACGACCCGAGCCGUCCCAUGUCCAGAAUAUAUCGGCCGCCAGUUCGCUCAGAGGUGGGAACGACCGCCUAUUUUACACAAUAUCAUAGUUAGUACCGUUACUGGAGCAGUUAUCCCCAGUCUGGCUGCCCUUAGUCAUUCUAUCGAUCGCCGAACGACAGUCUGCUUAGUCACACCGGGAUUGGGGCUAAUGGAGCAGUUGAAUGAAACGCUCUUCACGGACCCAGCUUCGAGGCCAAAUUACGUCCUCUGUCACAGCGACCAUAGAUUUUCGAGGGUGUCUUCAUAUCAAUAUUCCAUAAAACAUAUACCUGGGAAGCUUCUUCUUCACGCCGUCGCUAGAGAUGAUGAAGAUGUAGACCUGGAUAGAAGAACUUCCGAAGGGCUUGGACGUCAACAUACCAACCAUAUGAUGAAACUUCUCUCCAAAUCCGGCGACCUAGCUGCGAUUCCUCUAUGCUGGGAGGUCUUUCUACGACAAAAAUUACCGGGGAUGGUUUUCAUGUCCCUUGCCGAUUCAUUGUCCGUCAUUCUAGGCUGCAGAUUCGGUCAAAUAAGGGAUAGUAGCCACAUCAUGGAGUUUUGGGAUAGAUUGUUGGAAGAGACUCUGCUCAUCAUCGAGUCACUUCCCGAGUUUCAAAAAUAUCCCGACCUACUUGGAUUCUUUACUCGAGAAUCAUUUCCUAAAAAGCUUAAAAGGAAGUUAGAAUUACAAAAGCCCCAAUACAGCCAGUGGAUAUCGAUGAUCCGCAAAGCAAAGAUGCCUCCCGUAGACGUAACCAACGGAUACUUCGUUCGGCGGGCCCAGGAGCUUGGAAUGAGGCAUGCCUUGAACAGCCAAGUAAUAGCUUUGGUAAAAGGACGGCAAGCAGGCAGAUACAAAGAGCUGCAAAUGGAUAUUCCAUUAGGCUUACAGCCCUACUUCCAAGAUUAUGAUAAGGUUGGGGGUGGCCAACCCAGAGAUGAUCCGAUCUUGGACAACGAGAUCGAUUUCUGAAUUUCAUCGGUACUGUAUAUAUACAUUGUACAUAUAAACACAGAAGAAAUGUAUACCGAAUUAGACAUCGUUAGAAACGUC
Messenger RNA from Annulohypoxylon maeteangense, 1947 nucleotides. RefSeq lists its product as uncharacterized. Bases 583 to 1866 code for a protein of 427 amino acids. The transcript has 2 exons. Gene Ontology annotation, cellular component: mitochondrion; cytoplasm. The record is from RefSeq and is a predicted model, not a curated record. Gene Ontology annotation, molecular function: NADP binding; 2-dehydropantoate 2-reductase activity. NCBI's taxonomy places the organism in Eukaryota, Fungi, Ascomycota, Sordariomycetes, Xylariales, Hypoxylaceae.